Messenger RNA from Salvia miltiorrhiza (redroot sage), 2418 nucleotides. RefSeq lists its product as uncharacterized. Bases 1 to 2418 code for a protein of 805 amino acids. The record is from RefSeq and is a predicted model, not a curated record. Lineage: Eukaryota; Viridiplantae; Streptophyta; Magnoliopsida; Lamiales; Lamiaceae. The transcript has 6 exons.
AUGCUCUAUCAUGGGGAUUGUCUGCACGUUAGCUUCACUCAUGCUUCCUGUGAUUACACUGAGCGUCGUCAGCUCUGGCUGGAUGUGGAUCCUUUCAUGGUAGGUCAUUUUCUUAUGAUUGGUGAUUUCAACGCGGUCUUGGGUGCUCAUGAGCGUCGGGGUCGUAGAAAUCUAGCUUCUAGGCCUUGCUCCGAGUUUCGUUCUUUCAUUGAGGAUCACGACUUGAUUCAGCCUGAUUCCUCUGGUCCUUUCUUUACUUGGACGGAUCGGCGGAGGUUCCCUUCUCCGAUUGAGUCUGUUCUGGACAAAGCCCUUUUCUCUCAGGACUUCUCAGAUGUUUGGUAUUCUGCUUCUGCGUUGGUUCUCCCUAGGCUGGGUUCCGAUCACUCUCCUAUUCUUUUGAGAUGCCAGGAUACGGCCUCUACCCCGGCAGGUCAUCCGUUUCGGUUCCUGAAUAUGUGGUGCUCUCAUGAGGGGUUUUUGGAUCAGAUUCGUGCCUCUUGGUCUUCACCGCUGGAUUAUCUUUGUCCUAUGGGUUUGAGUCUCCUUCAGGAGGGAAUUGAUGAGCAGGGCUACACGGAUGAUCUUCUUGACCAGGAGGUUAGUUUGCAGGCUCGCAUUGACACGAUCCUCUUGCCGAAAUCUGAACACCUGCGGCAGCAAAGUCGGGUCUCUUGGCUUUCUGACGGUGAUAGAAAUACCCGUUUUUUCCAUUCUAUGGUGAAAUGGCGUCGUUCAAACCAAACCAUCAAGAAGCUUAGUAUCGAUGGCGUUAUGUCGGAGGAUUCGGCCACCAUGGCGGCUCAUGUGGUUCAUUUCUAUAAGGAUCUUUUUUCUGAGCCGAGUUCUGGGGUUGUGGAUAGAUCCUGGGUCUCUGGAUACAUUCCAUCUUCUGUCACUGCAGCUCAGUCUGCUUUGCUUACUACGCUCCCCUCUGCUGAUGAUAUUCGCUCGGUGGUCUUCUCUAUGCAUGGGAAUAGUGCCCCUGGCCCGGAUGGGUUUAAUGGUGCCUUCUUCCAUCAUUCUUGGGAGGUGGUGGGGGAGGAUAUGGUUGCCGCGGUGAGACGUUCUCUCUUGGUUAUCUUCCUCACGGGCUCAACUCCAAUCUUCUAUGCCUUCUUCCCAAGAAAGCGGAUGCGGUUCUUGUUUCGAAUUAUCGACCUAUUAUUCUCGGAGUGUAUUUUGCUUGCUUCUGAAGAUGUCAACUGCAUAGAACGUUCGAUUCAGGGGAGAAAUAUGGCCCUCAAGGUCGACAUCCGGAAGGCCUUUGAUACUUUGAGCUGGGAGUUUGUUGAUGUAGUUUUGGACAGCUUUGGGUCCCCUCUUCUUUUCCGUCAGUGGAUCAGCGUCAUCUUCCAGUCGGCUAGGAUUUCUGUCCUCUUUAAGCAGCACGGGUUCUUUAGCUGCUCCCGUGGGGUUCGGCAGGGUGAUCAUUUAUCUCCUAUUUUGUUUGCUUUAGCUGAGGAGGUUUUGAGCCACCUUCUUUUGGAUGCUGCGGAUAAGGGCUUCAUUGGUCGUAUGAGGAUGUUUCGUUCGCUGCUUUUCCCUUCCCAUCUCCUGUAUGCCGAUGAUGUUCUUUUAUUUUGUAAAGUUGACAGACGCAGUUGCAGGAUGAUUGAGUCUAUCCUUCAGAUUUAUGCUAAUGUCUCGGGUCAAUACUGUAAUAAAGCCAAAUCCACCGUCUAUUUUGGCAAAGGGGUCUCUCUUCAGUUACGUCGCCGGCUUCAGAGGGAUUUGGGCUUCUUCUCUGGUUUCCUGCCUUUCGUCUAUUUGGGAGUACCUGUCUUCGCUGUCGUGCCUCUUCUGCUCGUCUGGCUUGCAUUCAGGAUCGCAUCAUUGCUUAUUUUCCUAAGUGGCAAGAUUUUUCCGGACAUUACUGUUGACAUCGUGUCUGUUCCUAUCAAUGGUGGGGAGAAUCGCCGGGCUUGGACUCAUUCUCAUUUUGGAGAUGUCUCCUCUGCGCUUGCCAUGGAUCAUGCUCCCUACGGCCAGUUCUAUGAGUCGCUCUGGGUUUGGGGUUCCCUCUUCACUUGGUUCAGGGUGGAUGGUUCGUCGAUCCAAGAAAUUGGGAGCUUCAUCAUUUGGGCUAUGAAAAGGCCGGUGAGCAAGCAGGAGAACAACCUCUGGCGGGUUGGUGUUAUGUCUGCUAUUUGGAGUCUCUGGAAUCUCAGGAACAAAGCUAUUUUUGAUGAGGCUCCGGUUUCCGUUGUGGCUCUGGCUAUUCAGGUCAAAGCCUUCAUCCUGGAAGCCUCUCGUAUCAGUCUGGGGGAGAUGGCUAAUUCUGUUGAGGAGCUUCUUAUUCUUCAUGGUCUUGGGGUGCCGGGUAGACCUCAUCGCCCUACAUCUUACAUUUAUGUGUUUUGGCUUCCCCCUCCUCAUCCGUGGCGAAAGAUUAAUAUUGAUGGCUCGGUUCAUUGA